Molecule: messenger RNA, 1448 nt
Organism: Megalops cyprinoides (Indo-Pacific tarpon)
Lineage: Eukaryota; Metazoa; Chordata; Actinopteri; Elopiformes; Megalopidae
Exons: 4
Coding region: 44-796 (250 amino acids)
Source: RefSeq, a predicted model, not a curated record
UGCAGAUGUCCAGGGACUGUUCUCAGUGAGCAGCACAGUGAGGAUGCUGGGAAAUCUUUCUGACCACGCCUACAUCUGCUCCGUGUCCAAAGAGGACGGGACCGGGGAGUGGAGGGCCUCGUUCAGACAGCAAGAGGACAUCCAUGGAGAAGUGGGCCAAACCCUGGCCAUCCCCUGCCCUGCACCAAAGCCCAGCCUCCAGAACUUCACUCAGACCUGGACCUUCAUGGGACAAACCCCGCCCAUCCUCACGCACAACAGCAGCACCUCACACCGGCAUAUCUCAGACCUGUGGAAGAACCGGGUUCAGGACCUUUUAGAAAACGGGUCGCUCCUGAUCCAGAACCCAGAGGGCCAGAACCUCACAGGAACGUACACCUGCAAGGUGUUAACCGACUGGACCCUGCAGCUGGUGCAGACACAUGUCAACAUUACAGGUUCAGAUAAGCGUUCUGGGAGUGCCACCCUGCUCCCUGCUGCUGCUGCUGCUGCUGCUGUUGCUGGUAUUGCAGUUGCUGUUCUUGUUCUUCUCGUGACAGGACUCCACAUAGUAGCAAGGAAAAAAGUUGGGGAUAAAAAGAAACAAGUUGGAGAAGAAGGAAAUGGAGAGGUGGAAGCUGGGGACGGAGCUGGAGCCACACUGAGCCUAUCAGCCAUACUGGAUCCACAGCCACCCAAUCACCACGGCAACCAGGAUGAAGCAGGCGCAUACCUGGUUAUGCAGGACGUCCCAGAACGGCUGACCAUGUCGCCCAUACCUAAAUCCGCCACUGUUGUGAGCGCCCCCUUCAGGUGAAUGGUAUAUUGAUCUUUCUCCCAAAAAGGAAUGUCACCUCUGGGGUUCUACACAUCACAGUAGAGAAAACCCUGCAGCCAUCAUAAAGCAGCACAUCUACUCGCUAAAUAUUAAAUACGCUUCCGCCCACGCUACACCCUGAGUGAGUCCCCGCUGUCACCGUUCUGCACACCCGGAGCGGGUGCACCGACAACGGCAUUGAACACACAUGCAACACUCGGACAACACAGAGACAACGAACAGCAGGAAAAGCUUUUUUUAUUCGGCUGAGGAGUGCGGAGGGCAGAAACACAAAAAUAUAGUAUGUCCCUGUCUGUUGUUGGGAUAUGUAACAUAUCUUGUGGUUGAGCAUUUGGCAGAUCAGCUUCAUCCCAGGAAGUUGAGGAAAGGCGUUGCGUUGAGCCCACCUUUUUUUUGGAACUUUCUUUUAUUUAAGUUUUUACACAACUGAUAAGAUUGGCAUGGGUGGUACAAAACAGUUAUACAUGCUCAGGUCAUUUCUCUCAUUGAAUAAAGGGUUAUGUGGUGACUCCACCACUCCCCGCCUCUACCAGUCAGGCCAGAGGAUCCUUUCCGUUCUUGUGCCUUCAGUAUGCUGUAUCAAAUACAGAAAUAACAAUCUCCAAAAUUAAUACAAAUUAUACCUCAAGGU